GCAUUAACGAAGUGAUGACUUAUGCGAGUGUUUGAUGUUUUAUGUCAAGUCAUGCCUCGUAUGACAGCGUAAGUGAAGUCUUCGUCAAACAAUACGGCAUUUGAUCGAAAAUGGCGACCGCUAUGUGUGUCGAUAACAGCGAUGGCUUUGAUCUCCAGAAGAAUAAGUCACUCAACAACAAGUAUGCCGUUAACCACAACCACACGAACAACAAAAAUGAGGAUCAGUUGGACGAGGAGUCGGUGACCGCGAAGGAGACGAAUAUCAUUCAAACGGGUCUUGAGAUGAGUCGCAACGGAAAGGCGAACGAACUGGCGGAUCUGAUCCGAAGUGUCCGUCCGUUUCUGAACCGCAUAUCGAAGGCAAAGGCGGCGAAACUGGUGCGACAACUGGUGGACCUAUUCCUGGACAUGGAGAAGAAGACGGGACAUGAGGUGCAGUUGUGCGAGGAGUGCAUCGAUUGGGCCAAACAGGAGAAGCGCACGUUUCUGAGGCAAUCA
This is a messenger RNA of Oppiella nova, 500 nucleotides long. Lineage: Eukaryota; Metazoa; Arthropoda; Arachnida; Sarcoptiformes; Oppiidae. The record is from the annotation of a GenBank genome assembly.